UGUUUGUGUUACGGAUAUUCAGGUCACAUUACUAAUAGUGUCAUGUGAUUUCCAAGUAUCCUGUUAUAUAAAAUGUGUGUAGUGAGAGAUAUAGUUUAAUAGUUAAUGAAGUAUAACGGUGUAAAGGUGUUCCUUGUUCAAGUUAAUAUUUUAUAGAAAGAAGAUAUCCUAAGAAGUUAAAAUGUUGUUCGGUGGUAUUUUAGUGUUGUGUGUAGCAUCAGUUCUAGCAGUACCAACCAGUGUCGAAUGGAUGAAGAUCGAACCAGUUAAUUUAAUUCAUGGUCAAGUUAAAGAAGUUAAAGACGCAGUAGCACCUACCAGUUACCAUCCAUAUGAUGGUAGUUGGAAUGAUUUCAAACUGGUUCACAAAAAGCAAUAUGAUGCUACUGAAGAACCUAAAAGAUUCAAUAUUUUUAUGGAAAAUGUAAAAAAGAUUGAAUUACACAAUCAGCUGUAUCAUGAUGGCAAAAAGUCUUACUACUUGGGCGUCAAUGAAUAUGCUGAUCUUGAAUUUGAAGAAUAUAAAAAAUUAAACGGGUUUAAAGCACGAAUCAAUGGAACAGAAUCUGGUUGUUCUACAUUUUUGACAUCUGCUCAUGUUUCUGCACCAAGUGAAGUUGAUUGGAGAAAGGAAGGUUAUGUUACUCCAGUCAAAAAUCAGGGUCAAUGUGGUUCAUGCUGGUCAUUCAGUACCACUGGUUCUCUAGAAGGUCAGACAUUCCGUAAAACUAAACAGUUGGUAUCAUUAAGUGAACAACAGUUGGUUGAUUGUUCAGCUAAAUUUGGUAAUGAAGGAUGUAAUGGUGGUUUAAUGGAUAAUGCCUUUUUAUAUGUUAAAUCUGUUGGAGGAAUUGAUUCAGAAUCUGAAUAUCCAUAUGAAGCCAAGGUCGAAUAUAAAUGUAAUUUUAAAAAAGCUGAUGUUGUAGCUGAUUGUACUGGUUGUGUUGAUGUAACUAGUGGUUCUGAAAGUGCUUUAAAAGAAGCUGUUGCCACUGUUGGUCCCAUUUCUAUAGCUAUUGAUGCUAGUCAUCAGUCAUUCCAACUUUACAAAGGAGGUGUUUAUGAUGAACCUGAAUGUAGUAGUACACAGUUGGAUCAUGGUGUAUUAAUCGUUGGAUAUGGUACAUUAGAUGGAAGUGAUUACUGGAUUGUUAAAAACAGCUGGGGAGAGACAUGGGGUAAAGAUGGUUACGUCUUGAUGUCCAGAAAUAAAGAUAAUCAAUGUGGUGUAGCAACACAAGCUAGCUACCCUCUAGUAUAAUUCUUAAUAAAGCCUACUGUUGUCAUUCAGUUUUGCAUUUUAGUGUGUCACAUCAUUUCAAAAUUUUAUAGGUUUUUUUUUUUCAUCAAUUGUAUAAAUUCCCAUGUUAUAAAUAGAUUUCAAGGCAUAUAUUUCUAUUUUAAUAUGUAAAACUAGAUUCAGAACAAUGUUACUUUUAGAAAGACUUCCUAAGCUUGGCAGCCCCAAAUUUGUACAUAUGUUAAAGGUUUUGAAUUAAAAUUUGUUGUGCCCAGUGUUCUUUAGGGGAAAAUCAAUGUUUUGACUAAACAAUUGUCAAAAUCUUGUUGAUACCCAAACAUGAUAAAAAUGAUAUGAUAGAAAAAUAGUUACAAAAUGAUGCACUUUUCUUAUUAUAUUAUUAUUUCUAAGGAAUACAAUUUUGAAUUGCAGUGAUGCAUAUUUUUCUUUCAUUAAAGAUGUAACUUAAUGUAAGUAAUAUCAUUUGCAUAUCAUGAAUCUUGUUUAUAUGUUCUUAUUACUUUAAAGGACAAUUUUGUAACUGGGGACUAAGUGAAUUGCAGUGAUAUGUAAAAAAUCCUUAAUUUAAUGCAUGUAAUGUUAAUCUCAUAUGAUGAAUCUUGUUUAUAUGUUUUUAUUUGAUGAAUUUGUGAAUAAUAAAAUAUUUUUACUACAUAAAA
Patella vulgata (common limpet) is the source of this 1920-nucleotide messenger RNA. Its product is annotated as procathepsin L. The coding region runs from base 182 to 1261 and encodes 359 amino acids. The record is from RefSeq and is a predicted model, not a curated record. Gene Ontology annotation, molecular function: cysteine-type endopeptidase activity. NCBI's taxonomy places the organism in Eukaryota, Metazoa, Mollusca, Gastropoda, Patellidae. Gene Ontology annotation, cellular component: lysosome. The transcript is spliced from 10 exons.